AUGUUCGACCGGAACCGACUUGAGAUUGACACGAACUUAACAUUUAUUUCCACCUAUAAAACAAUUCUACGGCCGUCGUUGUUGCCUGACUGUGGUUGUCGGACUGUGGUUGAGCUGUGUGGUGCCUUCGUUGCCUCGUUUCGCCUAUCCGUUAUUUUGCUUCGCAUUGUUAUUGACCUGCGUCACACACCCGUCGGCGACGAGUAUGGUACUGGGGAGAGUCGAUCUUUUUCUGCUGUUGAGUUGUUGGUUUCUAUUGGAGCGGUGGGUGGCUUCCUCUUAUUCUAUGUUCUCUAUCUCCUCUUCAGUAUAGAUUUUGAGUCAGAUAAACAGGAAAGGCUACAAGUAGUACAAGCUGGAGUGCAUGAUCAGGGUUUGGUUCCAUUUGAAGAUGAUGAUUUGAACAAUAUCAUUAAUACAGUGGGAGAACUGAUGUUGGGGAGGACUAUGAUAAUGAUGAGCAAUCCGACUCCGAUUGUACCAAUUUCACUUGGACGGACACUUUUUAAUUCUAUUCCUCGUCUUCCCAUAACUCAUGACAUUAAAUGUAAUGUUAGAUACUCAAUUAAACAAAUAAGAAAAAGGAGAGCUGCUGUUUUGUUUGGCCAAGUGUGGAAAUGGUGUGGCAUUCUUGUGAAGAGUUCUGCACUUCUUUCCAUAUGGGUCAGGAUGAUUCCACUUCUAUGUUAUGUUACUGAAACUGGCCCUUUGAUUUUGCAUCUAACUGAAUUUGCUUGUAAGUGA
Sphenostylis stenocarpa is the source of this 744-nucleotide messenger RNA. The record is from the annotation of a GenBank genome assembly. Lineage: Eukaryota; Viridiplantae; Streptophyta; Magnoliopsida; Fabales; Fabaceae.